This is a messenger RNA of Paramecium primaurelia, 1792 nucleotides long. Lineage: Eukaryota; Ciliophora; Oligohymenophorea; Peniculida; Parameciidae. The record is from the annotation of a GenBank genome assembly.
AUGAAUUAAUAGAAUUCUAAAAACAACCACAAUUUUUUGGAUACUACUAUCAGAACUCCUUUAAAUAAAUAAUUAAAAAUUAUAAACCUGUUGAGAGAAGGAAAUGAUGAAACUUUGUAUAAAGCAUAAUCUAUACAAAAUCAAAACUCGUGCCCUAUAGAAUUUAUCUUGAAAUCUUAUUAAACAAUGAAAGAAUCCGAAAAAGAUUUCAUUUAGAAAUUAAUUUAUACUUAAAAAUAGUCUGACACAGGUAUUGUAACUAUUUUUGAAUUAUUUGAAUAACAACAAAAUUAUUUAGUAAUAAUGGAAAUGGGAACAAUCAAUUUACAUGAUUACAUCAAAAAUUAAUCAUCUCUAACAAUAGAAAAAAAAAUUGAAAUUUGCAAUCAUGUAAAUAUUAUGUAAAUUCUUAGCUUUUUACACCUAUUAAAUUUAUGCAUUCUGAAAAAUUCUAUCACAAAAAUCUCAAACCAGAAAGCUUUGUUCUUAUAGAGAAUAGAUUUAAAUUAAUUGAUUUCGGGUUAAUGAUGAAAGGAUAUGAUUAAAAUAACAGUCACACUCAACAUGUUGGAAAAACUAUAUACUCAGCUCCAGAAAUCAUUUUCCAAACAUAUGAAUGUUCUGAAAAAGUAGACUCUUGGGCCUUGGGUUGUAUAAUUUACGAGAUUCUUUCUGGAGAGUCAUUUUUUCUUAGAAGUAUUAUAUCAUAUCUAAAAUGUUAGAUGAAACGGUAGAAGAUUUAAAAUGUUAACUCUAUCAGUAUUAAUAAAAAUAGGAUUCAUACCUUAAAAAAAUUGACUAAUUACAAAUAUCUGAAUAAAUUUAAAGAACCUUGAAGUAAAUGUUAGACCCUAACCCAUAAAAGCGUAUAUCGAUUUUGGAAGCCUUAGAAGCAUUUAUAAACAAAUAAAGUAAAACUUAAAUGAAUCCAGUAUUUUAAACUCAAACAAAUCAAGUAUUUUAAACUCAAACAAAUCCAGUAUUUUAAACUCAAACAAAUCCAGUAUUAUAAACUUAAUAAACAUAUUAAUAAUCAAAUAAAACCUAAUAAUAGCCUACAUAAUCUUUAGCUUCUCCUUUUUAAUAAUAAACUACUUAAAAACAAUAGUUAUCUUAGACUAAUAUUCAAUAAGUUUUUAAUUAACUUCUAGGUGAAAUCAAAUAAUAAAUUUCUAAAAAUUAAAAUUAAAAAAUAGAAAAUAAAGAUGCAAAAAAGCAAAUAAGAGAAAAUGAGUCAAAAUAGUCUUAAAAUGAUGUAGAAAAUGCUUCUCAUUAAAUUAAUAAAAUUAUCCAUAAUUUAAAAAAAAAUGUCUAGGAAAAACAAGUAUAAUAAAUAUAAGAAAUUAAUAAAUAAUAUGAAUUAAAGUUAGAAGACAAAGAUAAAGUAAUAGAUGAAUUAAAGAAAUAAUUAGUGGAUAAAUAAAGAGAAAUUGAAUAAUAAAUAAAAUCUAAUAAUGAAUUGGUUUAAGAAAGCAAGAAACUUUAAGAAUAAAUAAAUAAUUUUAAUUGUAAAUCUUAGGAAUAAGAAACAUAGAUAAAACAAUAAUAAGCAUUGAUAUAAAAAUAAGAAACAUAGAUAUUAGAAUAAGAAACAUAAAUUUAACAAUAAGAAACACAGAUUUAAGAAUAAUAGAACUUAAAUUAUUUAGUUAAUUAAGUGAUAAAUAUAAUAUAGAGUAGAAAGUAAGAAUAAUGUUAAAAUAAUCAACAGUAGUAAUAACAAAAUAAUGAAGAAGAGACUCUCUUUUAAAAGCUUUUUGACGAACUAAGCUAAAUUUGUAAAAGAUUUUGA